Molecule: messenger RNA, 3474 nt
Organism: Nematostella vectensis (starlet sea anemone)
Lineage: Eukaryota; Metazoa; Cnidaria; Anthozoa; Actiniaria; Edwardsiidae
Product: exostosin-1
Exons: 7
Coding region: 271-2457 (728 amino acids)
Cellular component (GO): membrane
Molecular function (GO): glycosyltransferase activity
Source: RefSeq, a predicted model, not a curated record
GUGCACGCGCCUAUGUCAUUAUGUCGUUAUGUCACUAGUGUGACCAGGCGUUAUUGAUAUUGAUUAUCCAUUUUUCUUCCGGUCCGUGACGCACCUAUUUCCGGUGUCGUGGUGACGUCAAGAGCAUGCUGGAUAAACUCGUAGAAGACUUCACCGUGUCAAAUAUAUACUAUGAUCGAUUUAUGAGUUUAGUGUUCUCUCUGCCCUUUUCUUUGGGAUUAUCACAGUGCCGUCAAUGAGAGGAAGUAGUAUAGAUGUCUUCCAAAGUCGAUGCAUGCAAAGAAAAGGUAUUCUCUACUUGCAGUCGUUGCUUUGGUUGCUUGUGGUUUGCUCGUAGCGUUCAAGAUUCUGACCGACAACGAAUUCAAGCCUCCGAACAUCGAUGAUAACACGAGAAUUUUGAGUUAUUUGAGUGUCAGUAAGGCAGGAUUUUUAGACUUGAAUGAUGAAUUGGAGCUUCAAGAUGUGUUCAAGACUCCAAAGGACUCAAUUUCUUCUAAGAACGUUCCACCACAACCAAACAAAUGCACGAUGGAAACUUGUUUUGAUAAAACGAAGUGCCUUUCCGACUUCAGAAUUUACGUCUACCCUGUGCAUCCCGGCGCGAAGCUUUCUACUACCUACACCAACAUUAUAAAGGUUAUAAAAGAAAGCAGAUAUUACACAGAGUUUCCCGAGGAAGCUUGCUUAUUUAUUACAGCUAUAGAUACCCUAGAUCGGGACAAACUGAGCGCGGAUUACGUGCACAAUAUUUACAACAAGAUACGACAACUACCCUAUUGGAAGAACGGCGAAAAUCACAUAAUUUUUAAUUUAUUCGCUGGGACUUGGCCGGAUUACUCUGAAGAUGUUGGGUUUGACUUUGGGAAGGCUAUUCUUGUAAAAGCUUCGUUAUCUAGUGAUUUGAUCAGACCGGGAUUCGAUGUAAGUCUGCCGUUGUUUCCGAAAACACAUCCUCACAAAGAUUUAGGAAAUCUACCACACUCGUGUAGUGCAUUUCCGUUGGAGAGAAAAUACAAAUUGGCGUUCAAAGGAAAGAGAUAUUUAAAUGGUAUUGGCAGUGAAUCGAGAAACGCCUUGUACCAUAUCCACAACGGUAGAGAUAUUGUGCUUUUGACUACAUGUAAGCAUGGGAAAGCAUGGCAUAAACACAAAGACGAGAGGUGUGAUGGGGACAACGCUCUUUAUGAUAGGUACAGCUAUGAUGAACUGUUGCUGAAUGCAACAUUUUGCCUCGUCCCCAGAGGCAGGCGACUUGGAUCCUUCCGUUUCCUUGAGUCGUUAAAAGUUGGUUGUAUUCCUUUCCUAUUGAGCGAUGGAUGGGAACUCCCAUUUGCUGAAGUAAUUGACUGGAAAAAGGCUGUCAUUGAUGGCAGUGAAAGGCUUUUAAUGCAAGUGCCGGGUAUUGUGAGGUCGUAUAGUAGAAGCCAAGUUUUGGCAAUGAAGCAGCAAUCAUUGUUUUUGUGGAAUGCAUAUUUUUCUUCAGUUGAGAAAAUUGUACAUACAACAAUUGAGGUAAUCAGGUCAAGAAUAGAUAGAAGCAAAACAGCAAGUCAUGCUUUCUGGAAUAAUUACCCAGGUGCACUGGUGACAGUCAAACACUACUCACAAGAUCUACAUGACUUUCCUUUCUUCCACAUCAAGCUUGGCCUAUCUAGUACCAGGUUCACUGCUGUUAUUCAUGCAACAUCAUCUGGAAUCAAAGAAUCUUCUCUUUUAUACAAACUGAUAAGCUCUGUCGCAGGAUCAAAGUUUGCAUCUAAGAUAAUCAUCUUAUGGGUGUCAGACAGUGCUAUUCCUGCUAACAGGAAGUGGCCUAAGCUCAAGAUUCCCCUGGUGAUUGUUAGGCCAGACUCUAAGUCUGGAAACAGUCGUUUCAAGCAAAGAUCCAUGAUAGAAACGGAUGCUAUCUUGUCUUUGAAUGAAGACAUCAAACUGAACUCUGACGAGAUUGACUUUGCAUUUGUGGUUUGGCGGGAUUUCCCUCAGAGGAUAGUGGGGUUUCCAUCAAGAGACCACUACUGGGAUGAAGGACAAUCACGCUGGGUGUACUCAUCAAUGAUCAGCAACAAGUUCUCUAUGGUGAUGACUAGUGGUGCCUUUUAUCACAGAUAUUAUAACUACAUGUACACGCACAGUCUACCCAAGCGUCUGCACCGAUUGGUUGACCGUCACCCCACCUGUGAGCACAUUGUCAUGAAUUUCCUAGUGGCGGAUGCCAUCCGACUCCCGCCAAUCAAGAUCCUACCAGUCAAGCAAUACUACGAGGGGAUGGGUAAAAAGGCACGCAAGUCGAAGUUGACAGCCCAGUUUGAUCAUAAACAGAAAUGCAUGGAUUCCUUGCAUGAUGCGUUUGGAUACAUGCCGCUUAUUAAGUCUAGGGUCAGAAUGGACCCUCUGUUGUAUAAAGACCCUGUGUCGAAUCUUCGCAAGAGAUACAGGCUUCUUGAGGCAUAGGAGUAUGGUUAUGAGUUUAAACACCACCUCUAUCCCAGUUCUGCUGUCCAUGCACAUUCAAUCUUUAAAAGGUCAAGUAAUCAUUGAUAAAAUAAUCCCUGGAAGAAAUAAGACAUAAAACCGGGAUAGGGGUUGCAUAAACCAAACCGCUAUGGCAUUGGAUGGAUUUUAAAAGCACUCACCUAUUGCUAGCAUAUUGGUAGCUGUCCCCUCUGCAGAGCUAGGUUUUCAUAAGGGCAUAUGAGAUAAUAAAGACCUUGCGCAGCAGGAUCUUAGGACAAGAGCGACAGCAUUAAGAACGGUACAUGCACUCGCACAGAUUCCAAAACCAUUGAUGCUCCUGAUGGCAGCCUAGAACAAGUAAAUAGGAAAAUGCUGUUCUAGAUUUGCUAUCGUGAACAACACUGCCGUUUUGAGCAAUUUGUUAGCAUGUGCCGUCGUCUUUGCGUAAGGUUCCUAAUGGCUCCUGCCCCAUGACUGAGGCUCCCUUCCCAACCCCUUGCAAUUGCUAUGAGGGCUAAGGAACACGGUGAUGACAUGGUUUUAUUUGAUGAUCUUAGGGCAAAUGGAUUUUGAAAAAAACGUUACAAAUAUUGUCAGUGUAAUACUAUUUUUUACACUAAUAUGUAAUUAUAUAUAUUUUUUGGAAAUUAUAUUUUUCUAGAUAAACAUAGAACCAUUAUGCAAAAUAAUAUAUAGAAAGCCAUUGGAAACAGGAGGAUUUAUGUGCAAUGUUUCUUUCCCGUUUUGAAAUAUGCAAAAUCUAUUUUGCUGUGAAAACACAAGCACACAAAUAUAUCAUUGUGCAAAGUUUUAAGCAAUGACCAAGAGAUCUUAGUUUGUACAUAUCUAGUUAGAACAAAGUUGAAUCAUAGUAAAGUAUAGGAACAAAUCAGUAUGCAAUUGUCACCAUAUCAUAAACACAUUUCAACUGUACAGUAUGUUUAAAUUGGUUUUGAUAUUAACGAAGUGUAUAUUUUACAAACUUGACAAUGAAUUAUACAUGUUAGGAAAGAA